AACCCUCUUGUGUUAUCAGUGCCCCCCUCCUCUCUCCUUGCAUCCCUGCAUCCCUCCCUUUCUCUCUCUCCCUCCCGGCAGUGCAUCCCCAUCCCCCACACGGUGGCCGUCUCUCCGGGUGAAAGCUGUCUUCCCUGCGCCACUGGCCCGACCAACAAACGCUGCUGUAGCACAGUCAGUCCGCACCGACCCGAGGCACAGACACAGGAGAAAGCACGUACACACACGGGAAGCUUUUUUUGUUCAACCUAGUGACUUUGAUUUGCAUAUCCACUUCCACUCCUUCCUCAUUUGCAUACAGCAAGAAUGGCGAGCGGGCAUCCCACAGACAAAUUCAGUUUCAUGUAUCAACCAGACACGCACAAGAGUAAGAACAGGUUAGCUUCAGCUAUGAAUCCAGUCUACAGCCCUGUUCAGCCUGGCACUCCCUACGGAAACCCCAAGAACAUGGCCUUCACAGGCUAUCCAGGAGGGUAUCCUGCCACGGCUCCCACCUACACACCCAACCUCUAUCAAACAGGCAGUCCUGGGUAUCCACCAGGAUAUACCUCAGCAGGCACCCCGUACAAAGUGCCACCCACCCAGUCCAAUGGAGCACCCCCACCAUACACCCCUACCCCCACCCCAUACCCAACAGCCAUGUACCCCAUCCGCAGUGCCUACCCUCAGCAGAACUUAUACGCACAGGGAGCUUACUACACUCAGCCUGUGUAUGCGGCUCAGCCACAUGUGAUCCAUCACACCACUGUGGUUCAGCCUAACAGCAUCCCCUCCACAGCCCUCUACCCAGCCCCUGUCCCAGUACAAGCUCCUCGCAACAAUGGCAUGGCUGCUAUGGGGAUGGUGGCUGGAACAACCAUGGCCAUGAGCGCAGGGACCCUGCUGACAACACCCCAGCAUCCCCAGAUUGGAGGACACCCAGUUACUGUGCCAACCUACAGGCCCCAAGGGACACCUGGGUACAGCUACGUACCGCCUCACUGGUAGAGCCCACCCAUCAUCAGAUCUGGAGUCCACCAUCGUAUGCAACUGCUCAAAUCUUACACGGGCUCCCACUGGUUACCACGGGAACUCGGCACCUGUCUGCAAGAACAAAACUAAAGUGCAACAGCCACUUUACUAUUAUUGUUAUUGUUAUUAUGCGACAUUCUCUAACUUUUUUUUUUUAAAAGCUGCUUUUAUUUUUAUUUUUACUCUGUUCAUUUGCCAACCAGUCAUUACCUUAUUUUGUAUUGUUUUCUUUUUUUACAUUUUAUUUCCUCACUUUUAUUUUGCUGUGUUUGUCAUUGGAACUCCAGAAGGACUCUUGACCAAUCACGGGUGUCAGUUGCUCCUGUUUCUGUGUUGUGCUGGUGUGUGUGGUCCUUCCUGCUGCUGCUCAGUUGGCUGGAAAAUAUUCGGGCACUUAUUCCUCAUCAUCAUCUCCAUUGGUCACGAAAACAUUGACUUGAGCUGCCAAAUUUUCUACCGGCUACAUAUCAGCACAGGGUUUCAACAGAAUUAGGAGUUAUUUAAUUUUCAGUGUCCUCUAUUUUUUCCCGCCACACCCUUUCUUUUUCUGACUUUUUGUUCUUCCUUUCUGGUCAUCUUUUGGUUUCAUUUCCAGUUCAAUCUCAGCCGUCUUCCAGCGCGUAGCUGUCUGUCCGGCAGCAGUCAGUCAAUCAAGCCUGUUACAUCUCCUUGCCAGUGCUGUGUCGCUCUAAGCAGAGCACUUACUGACCGUUACCCAUCCUGCUGUGUGUCCCUCUGUGUCCACAUCAGCAUCGUAGCUACUACACACUAAGAAAACCUAUUUCAAGCUACAUACUAUGCAGUAGUAUGUUGUAACACCAUUGAAAUCGUAACCUUAGCAUAGGUCAAUACAUUAUACAAAAUGUACAAGUACUUAUGAUAACCAAGUGGUCAUGCAUACUAUCUCACACACACACAAACACACACAUACAAGCGUGCACACACAGGGGCUCCUGUGUUGUGUUGGAAACAUCACAUAGUGGCACUUACUGUACAAAACCUCCAGUUAUGUGGUUACUUAUCAGCGCACACACACACACACACACUCACACACACUCACACACACUCACACUCACACUCACACACACACACACGCAUACACAACAUGGAUUUCUAAGGGUGUGCACAGCAGACCGUGGAGAAGGAGUUUAAAGGGAUUGUGUUGGCGCUAUGAGAGGAGAGCAGGAGGAGACAGGGAGAGCAGGCAACAAGGAAGGAGGAGGAGGAGGAGGAGGAGGUCACAUAUUCACAGUCAGUCUUUUUAUUUUUAUUUUUCAAGGUACAAGACAUUUGAGUUUGUGGCAGCUCACCUGCAAGAGACUGCACAGACACUCUGCUCUUUUUGCACUACAUGUAUUGUACAUUGAUCCCUCACUGUGAUUAUAUCGUCUCCUCCUCCUCCUCCUCCCUCUCUUUCUUUCUUAUAACCAAACACUCAACAGAUCGAAACCCAGACUCUUGAGUAAACAGUUAAUAACGGACCAGUCAAUAAAUCUGCUGAUAGAUGAUUUAAUCUACCAGUCUAUUCCACCGUGCUGUGAGUGCUUUAAAGAGCAGUCCACUGACACGGAUGGAUUGUUGUGCACCACAUUCAGGAGAAAAAAGUCAAAUCUGAGGCUGUGAUGUUCUAACAGCAGGUCCAUGAUACGUUAGAAACAGAAUUGGAGUCAAAAUGUAACUCUUAGGCUAUUCCUGUUUGGAUUACAAAGCUAGAAUGAGAGUGCUCUUUUUUUUAAAUCCUGAAAAAUAUUCAUAAAUUCCUAAAAGUGCAGAUCUGAGAUGACGCAGGGUUUCUCUGCCACUGAGUUUAAACUGGUUCAGUCCAGUUUAUGAGCCUGGUGCAGUCAAGCCUGACCUCCAGUCGCUACAAAAAAAAAGGGUUUUUACACUAUUGUUUUAUGACAAAGAAUUAUCCUUUUUUUUUUCCCCACUGUGCUUUUUCUGCUAGAGUCGCAGGUUUAAACAUAUCUGCUUCAACGUCUGCAUCCAUUUAAAGAAGCAUCAAGCAUAAACCGUGGUCAAAUGAAAACUUGUCUUCAGUGGAGGAUAAAAAAAAUUGAGCCAAUGAGACAUAGACCACAUACAGCCAUCUUCUGUUGCCUUUUUAUGCUUAUAUAUAAAUAUAUAUAUAUUAAAAAAAAAAGGUGUUUUUAAACAUGCAAACGGCUCUCGCAGCCACAGUAUGACGAUGUUAAUCAAACACUACAACACACCGAGUAGGGCUGGUGGGGUUUAAUAUUUAGCUGAGGCCUGUGGUAUUUGGAGAAAAAGAACACGUCAUGAAUCUGUACGGGACGGAUCAGUGUAACAAAAAGCAUUUACCGCGCAGGUUGUAGAUGAAAUGGUUUGUAUUGCAAUAAAAUAAGAGGGAACGCCUCCAACUGUUAACAGACAGUAAUUAUUUUAUCAGCAUUUUGAAUUGAUUUUUAAAAAGAAGCUUAUUGUUGUAAUCUCUCAGUAUGGAUUACAGGCUCUGUAUGCAGCCUCCAUUCAAUAAUUAUUACACUUACUGCUAAGAAGAGUAGAACAUAUCAAGAAUUUGGGUAUUGAAUAACUUUGUGAGGAAUUAUUGCACAACAUAAGACAAAAAAAAAACUUGACUAUAAUUUAAUGCUAAGUAACAGGUACCUAGGCUUUGUAGUGCAGGUGAGAGGAAGAAGAAGCGAUUUAUAUUGUAAUUAAGAAUAAACAAUAAGGUCGAGUGUUUGAGGUAUUCUUAGUCCAGAUAUUUGUACACUAGUAGGUAAAUUCUCAAGAAAAGACGACAUGGCGCUGCUGUUGGUUGAAAACUGUCGUUAUUUGGCUUUUAUUUUUAGCUCCACCCUUGUAUUUUAAAAAAUGAGGAUGUUGUACAUUUAAAUUCAAGACUCUAAAACUACAAAAUCCAGACAGUUUUCUUACAACAGCAGUGAUGUCACACAUCAUUAGGAUUUAUUUAACCAACCACUACUUCUGUCAGUAUUUCUCAAUUCAACCUUAUGGAGUUUUCUUUUAUUCCUCCCUCCCUCUGGUCAAAUAAGCAUAAUGGGUAUGCAUAAUAUUCAGGUGUAUUACACUAUAGCAUUGGAUCUCUAAGUUAAAAAAAAUGCAGUAUAUUUAUACAGCAAGUGGUACAGUAAUGUAUUUCUAGCUAAGCAUGGUUGCAUCAGUGUGGCAGCUACUGUCUGUGCUUUUAAUAUUUCCUUUGACCUUCUCUUCUGCACCUCUGUCUUCUGUGUUUGUGUCACUGAAGGAGAAGUUGAACCCAAGUCUUGCAAACAAACACGGGACACGUUGAAGUUCUCCUCAAACAAAUUCUCUUUUUUUAAAUGUUGCUUGAAUUUUUGGAUAUCGAGGACGAAGAACUGAAAUGGAUUGCUUUUUUUUAUUUGUGUCAAAAAAGGUCGCCAUUUCUUUUCUGUUGGUGCGAAGAUGCAUUUAACGAUGUCUUGAGAACCCUCAGCCUCCACGUCCUUUUGUUCUGUGCCAUAUUUCACCCACAGCUGUUCAGUAAAUAUUACUUUCUCCUCCUAAGUAACUGGUGAAUUCUGAAGUCCUUGUUACGUCGAGCCUCCUGUGAUUCUGUGUUUUCCUAUUGCUGUCCUAUUUCUCACUUUGUUGAUGAUGCAUAUAGCCUGUCUCACUUUUAUCUUUCUUACUGUACCCUCUGUGUUUAUCCCGUUUUCAAAAACUCCUCUCUGACGCAAUUUUGCAUCCCCCCCACAUUCAAAACAUUUAGUUUGAUCAUUUCAACAGAUGCAAAAUGGAGCACAUCCACUUCAGUCCUUUUCAUUUCAACACUUUGAUCCCACAUGCUCAUUUUUUUCAGCCCAAACUUUGCAACCCUCAGUACCCCGAGAUCUAUGAAAGAGUCAUUCAGUUGGCGUGAUGACUCAAAUCUGUAUUGUGGGAACUCCAUGGCGCCUUUUUGACACUAGAUGUCGCCAGUCCCACAGUCUGGCAAAAAAUGAUGAUUCAAUAAUUUAGCCAUGCCGUCUACAUUCAAGAAUGUAGAAUAGAUGUGAAAGUUUGAGCUCUAAGAUAUUUAACCAGAGUGAUCUUUUUCUCCAAAUUAAGCUUUCAGGACAUUUUAGAAAAGAAGAAUUGUGGUGUAAUUUGUCGUUCUAAGGAGGACUUGGUCAUUUUAAGUUCAAAAUUAGCGCUGAGGACCAACGCUCCUACAAACUGUAUAAAGGGGAGGGAGAAGAGAGGCAGAACCAAUGAGAUAUGAGGACAGUCAGAGGUUAAAGGACUCCGUUUGCCAUGGCGGUCAAUCUGCUUCCUUGUUUCGCAUUCCUUGCCCUUUUAUUUGUUCCAAUUUGCACUUGAGUAAAAAUGAACAUUUGAAAACACUUUGCCGUGUUUAGAGGGGAAAAUGCAAAGUUGUCUUAUUCAUGGGUAUUUCAUCAUCUUUGAUCAUUAUCUGAAUGGUGAUUACUUACAUACAAAAACAAACACUUUGUUUGUUUUGAUUUUAUUUGACAGUGAAAAAGUGACCAGAAACAUUCAUUACACCUCCCCUUCCUCUCCUUCCAUCUCCCCUCUUCCUUCCCUCUCUUCCUUUUUUUGCCUUGCAGUUGCUAAGUCUUACUUUCUUUCAUGAGUAUAAAUUAAAACACUACUAUCUCAGUGCAUAGUAGGCUCUUAAAUGUCUUUGAUGUUCUGCUGCAGCUUUUUGAUUUCAACUUGUCAGAUAUCUCUUAGUUUGAUUUGACACUAAAUGUGAUGCAAAAAGUGGAAAUUCCUUGUCUUCCAAAAAAAAAAAAAAUCGUACUCGCAUCCUUUUCCCCCCC
Notolabrus celidotus (New Zealand spotty) is the source of this 5783-nucleotide messenger RNA. It is a transcript of the gene fam168a, whose product is annotated as family with sequence similarity 168 member A. The record is from RefSeq and is a predicted model, not a curated record. Gene Ontology annotation, biological process: positive regulation of base-excision repair. The transcript has 8 exons. Lineage: Eukaryota; Metazoa; Chordata; Actinopteri; Labriformes; Labridae. The coding region runs from base 307 to 987 and encodes 226 amino acids.